AGAGCGAUCCUCUAGCAGAAGAUAUGCCGGAACAAUAGGAGCCCCCCCGCCCGGCCCCUUCCCAUGCCUGCCGGCUGGGCUCCAGCAUGGCUGUGUACGCCCUCACUGGCUUCUCCCUGGUCAGCCUGCUGAGUUUUGGCUACCUGUCUUGGGACUGGAUGAAGCCCGGCUUGGUGGCCGACGUGGCCGUGGACCCUUUGCAGAAGCCUCUGGCCGCGGCUCGCCCCAGGCCCCCUCACCUCAUCUUCAUUCUGACCGACGACCAAGGCUACCACGACGUGGGCUACCACGGCUCGGAGAUCCAGACGCCGACGUUGGACCGGCUGGCCGCGGAAGGGGUGAAGCUGGAGAACUAUUACAUCCAGCCCAUCUGCACCCCCUCGAGGAGCCAGCUUAUCACCGGAAGGUACCAAAUCCAUACAGGACUUCAGCACUCCAUUAUCCGUCCACGGCAGCCCAACUGCCUGCCCUUCAAUCAAGUCACCCUUCCCCAGAAGUUGCAGGAAGCUGGUUACUCAACCCACAUGGUAGGCAAAUGGCACCUAGGGUUCUAUCGCAAAGAAUGUCUGCCCACCCGCAGAGGCUUUGACACUUUUUUGGGAUCACUGACAGGAAAUGUGGAUUAUUAUACCUAUGACAAUUGUGAUGGGCCCGGAGUGUGCGGCUAUGACCUUCAUGAUGGGGAAAAUGUUGCUUGGGAACAAAGUGGCAAAUAUUCCACCUUCCUCUAUGCUCAGCGAGUCAGCAAAAUCUUGGCCACUCAUAAUCCAAAGGAACCCAUAUUUAUUUAUGUAGCCUUCCAAGCAGUGCACACUCCAUUGCAGUCCCCGAAGGAGUACAUCUACCGCUAUCGCUCCAUGGGUAAUGUGGCGCGGCGCAAAUACGCUGCAAUGGUUACUUGCAUGGAUGAAGCCGUGAAGAACAUCACCUGGGCACUCAAGAAGUAUGGUUACUAUGACAACAGUGUGAUUGUUUUCUCGACAGACAAUGGGGGGCAGACCUUCUCUGGGGGAAGCAACUGGCCUCUGCGAGGCCGCAAAGGAACGUAUUGGGAAGGAGGAGUCCGUGGAAUUGGGUUUGUCCACAGCCCUCUGAUCAAACGCAAACGGAGAACCAGUCGGGCGCUAAUUCACAUAACCGACUGGUACCCAACUCUAGUGACUUUGGCUCGAGGCAACUUGUCUGAAGCAGAUGGUUUGGAUGGUUAUAACGUGUGGCCAGCUAUUAGUGAAGGCAAGGAAUCUCCACGAACUGAAAUUCUGCAUAACAUUGAUCCUCUUUAUAAUCACGCAAAAUAUGGUUCGUUAGAGCGUGGCUAUGGCAUAUGGAACACUGCAGUACAGGCCUCUGUGCGGGUAGGAGACUGGAAGCUACUGACUGGCGACCCUGGUUACAGUGACUGGAUCCCACCACAGACUUUAGCCACCUUCCCAGGAAGCUGGUGGAACUUAGAGCGCCUGACAGAUGGUGUUCGCAAAUCAGUCUGGCUGUUCAACAUCACCGCCGACCCUUAUGAGCGCUAUGACCUGUCGGAGCAGCGGCCUGAUAUCGUCAGGGCUCUGCUUCUCAGACUCGUCCGCUACAACCAGACUGCCAUUCCAGUUAGAUAUCCAGCAGAAAAUCCUCGAGCUCACCCUGACUUCAACGGGGGUGCCUGGGGACCCUGGGCAACGGAUGAAGAAGACGCAUGGGAGGCAGUAGCUCAUGGGAAGCUGAAAAACAAGAAGCGGAAGAAGAAGUGCAAGAUUUGCAAGCUGCGCUCCUUUUUCCGGAAGCUGAACACCAGACUGAUGUCCAACCGCAUCUGAGUGGGGUGGAUGGUUGCCCAAAGCAGCCUUAAUGGGGCGGGGUAUGUCCUAGCAGCCCUUUCCUUACAGGAGCGCAGGAUGCUGCCUUACACUGAGUCCAACUCUCAUUCCAGCCCAGUUGUGUAGUGAAGUCUGUGAUGGGCUGUGGCUCUUCAUGAUUUCAGGCAACCUUCUUUGUUUCCUGUACCUGGAGAUGGCAAGGAUUGGACCUGAGAAUUUUGGCCUGCAAAGCCAUGGGAGGAAGAGGGAAACAGGCAUAGGAUCAGUUCCCCAAUCUCAUCCCACAUCCCCAGACAUAGUGUUCACAGUAGGGUGAUACUCCUAUCCUAUUCCUUUUCAGGUGGGCAUAACUGAGUCUACCCCACUUCCUUUUCCCUCCCUGUUUAAGAACAUCACUCUUCUUCUUACGUUCCUCCUUUGAGCACAGUCCAUCCUGCUGCACCUUCAUGAGAGGGGAAACCCUGCAGUGCCUGUUGCUUCCAGACUGUGGGAGCCUGCUUGCCACGUUUACAGAAACAGCCUCUUCCUAUACAUUGCUUAUUUCUGAACAGGGUUAUCAGUUGGGAUAGUGAUUAAUGACCACGUGUGCCUUACUGCAAGACACAGCACCCUGAAGGACUCUUAACUGCAGGCCAGCUAGGAGCUGGUGGGAAAAGGCGCCGCCUGCAUCAAGCUGUCAGCUAUAAACCAAAGAUCAAACCAGUUGUAUUCCAAAUGCUAAAAGUGUUCAGAGUGUCUCCUUUGGAAGAGGAGCUGCUUUGUGUUUUUUUGCCAUUACCUCAUAAAUGACUGACCAUAAAUAA
Messenger RNA from Pogona vitticeps (central bearded dragon), 2611 nucleotides. The record is from RefSeq and is a predicted model, not a curated record. Lineage: Eukaryota; Metazoa; Chordata; Lepidosauria; Squamata; Agamidae.